This is a messenger RNA of Chaetomium fimeti, 789 nucleotides long. RefSeq lists its product as uncharacterized. The transcript has a single exon. The coding region runs from base 1 to 789 and encodes 262 amino acids. The record is from RefSeq and is a predicted model, not a curated record. Lineage: Eukaryota; Fungi; Ascomycota; Sordariomycetes; Sordariales; Chaetomiaceae.
AUGGGCCAGGAACAGUCCAGACCCCCCGCCGCCACCGGCAACCCCGUAGCCCCCCCAGAGAUAGCAGCGAUAGGGUUGCCUCGCAGAUUGGUUGCUUCGAUCACGGGGAGCUGGCCACACAUCUCGUACUCCCUCCGCGACUACAACUCGGAGCAGCAUGCGUACGAGCUCAGCCUCGCCAACGGCUGGCGCGGCAACAUGACGCUGCACGGAGGGCCGAGCCAGUACCACCCGCCGCUGGCCCACGCCGAGCGCGCCGGCGCGAUGCGCGAGUCCUUCGCCAUCACGCUGCCGGCGCUGCCUCCGUACGAACAACAACAACGCACCGAGAUCCUGCACUGUCCCGCGUCGUGGAAACAGCCGUGGUAUUGGUUUGCGAUGGAGGUCGGGGACGGACAGCACCGGCGCGUCGAGAGGUUUGAGUGGCGGCGCUCGCGCGGCAGCGAGGUGAGGAGCAUCGCGGAUCAGUCGCGGUGGGGGUACGGAGGGUGGAAGCUGCUGCGGAUGGGAGACGAGUCAGAUGACAGCAGCGGGGGUCAUGGUAAGUCGGGCGCGAGGGUCGACGGAUACUCGAGCGACCAAAAGGAAGUGGUCGCCGUGUGGGCACAUGCCGGCACCGUGAAGAGCGCCAUGUCCAAGAUGGGCGACUUUGAGUACAGGGGCAGUGGAGCAACCGGCGAGCUUGGUCAGCUCUGGAGCAUCAUGGCUGCCAUGACCUGCAUGUGUAUCUGGCAGAAAGGCAAGCAGAAGAGUGAGGAGGACGAUGAUAGGCGCAGGAGGCGCCGAUGA